Messenger RNA from Somion occarium, 1218 nucleotides. The record is from the annotation of a GenBank genome assembly. Lineage: Eukaryota; Fungi; Basidiomycota; Agaricomycetes; Polyporales; Cerrenaceae.
CCGGUGAAUUUUGCGAUGGUUGCAGGACGCCAAGGAGUCUGUCGUCGUUGUGCAUGAUGGCGUCGAGUAGAAAGGGUCUGAUGGCAAAAGACGAUCAGCGCGUAACCUUGAUUUGAUUUUGUGAAAUGAGUGUAUCACCAAAACAAGCAACGAGGGCUGCGGUACUCUGCCACUACUUUCCACCAACAUGGCCACUCAGCAUCCUUGCUUUCCACCCCCAUGUCCAAGGGCGGUAUAUACCCCUUCCUUGGUGUCUCCCACCCAUUUGACCCGGACUAUAGCUUUGUAACUUCCCCCGUUUUCUCUCCUUUUGUUCUCGCUAUACUCCGCCUCACCAUUGCAUCCUACGCUCUCUUCGUCGUUCUUUUUGCUAUCAUCUGGGACUCGGUAAGACUCAAAAAUGCCGACUCCCUGUCUGAUAUUAGGUACUUCUCCUUCUUCACGGAGCUCUCAUACAUAGGCCUACUUGCGUAUUUCUGGGCUGCAGGGGUGCAGACCCUGGUGUAUUCCGUCCGAGGCCGUUACCUGCUACAGAAAUGGCCUCGACCGUUGCAGUUCCUGCACACGCUGCUGUACUCUACCAUCACGACCUUCCCGAUUCUUGUUACCAUUGCGUAUUGGACACUCCUCUCUUCCUCGAGCAGCUUUGCUACUCGCUUCCGUUCCUGGCAAAACAUAUCCAUCCAUGCCAUGAAUUCUGGAAUGGCCCUGUUCGAGAUCUUUUGCACUCAUGGAGGCCCGUUACCUUGGAUACACCUCCUCUUUGCCGAGAUUUUCCUGGCAUGCUACCUCGGCGUGGUCUAUAUCACUCGCGCAACGCAAGGAUUCUAUACCUACGAUUUCUUGGACCCUCAUUUACAGCAUGCAAAGCUCGCUGCAUACAUCGUCGGCAUAGCUGUCGCGCAGAUAAUCAUCUUCACUGUCGUCCAUCUCUUGAUCAGACUGCGCGAACAGCUCUCGAGACGUCUCUAUGUGCCCUCCACGCCGGAGGCUAUUGACGAGUGGGAGGAGGUUGAUCGACCGAGCUCGCGCGCCGUAUGAUACACAUUUGGGCUGAUUGGGCUGGAUUUGGACUAUUGAUCUGGAGGCUUGCGAUGCCUGGACCCCUUCUUGUUUGAACUUGGAUGGGACUUUCAUCUUGGAUACCUACCUAUACCUGUACUCUGGAAUCUAAUAGUGUCACAAAAUAUCAUGGGUUCAGCGGCUAUAUCAUGAGAG